AUGGAUACACUUGAAAAUAAAGUGAUGUGUAUUGAUGUUGAAAAUCGUCCAGGAUAUCCAUUGCAUGAACAAUUAGGACAUAAUACAAUAAUUAAUGAAGAUGUAAAAGAAAUAAACGGUGCCAGCAGUGUUGUUGCACGCUCAUUCCUUAUGCAUAGUCCAACUAGAAGACGUGAUUUACCUCAGAAAUUUGCAGUUUCAUAUAUGAAAAUGACUAUAGGACAAUAUUUUACAACAACUAUUCGAAAGCAUCAUAGAUGUGUAGAAAUGGCUAUGAAUAAUGCUGAUAUGUUGAAAGCAAUGCAUCAUAUUGAUCAGUGUAUAAAAUUAGCGCCAAACAAUGCCAGAUUUCAUAUUGAACGCGCGGAAAUUUACGCUAAGCUUCAAGACUACCAACAUGCUAUAAGUGAUCUUCACAUAGCCCUAUCCUUAGGAUCAAAGUCGUUAGAAGCAAAGUAG
Molecule: messenger RNA, 459 nt
Organism: Trichobilharzia szidati
Lineage: Eukaryota; Metazoa; Platyhelminthes; Trematoda; Strigeidida; Schistosomatidae
Source: the annotation of a GenBank genome assembly